Molecule: messenger RNA, 4362 nt
Organism: Tigriopus californicus
Lineage: Eukaryota; Metazoa; Arthropoda; Copepoda; Harpacticoida; Harpacticidae
Biological process (GO): microtubule-based movement; mitotic cell cycle
Cellular component (GO): microtubule
Molecular function (GO): ATP binding; microtubule binding; plus-end-directed microtubule motor activity
Source: RefSeq, a predicted model, not a curated record
GGGAUCAGAAUGGGGAUGAGGCAGAUCAUCUCCUCGAUCAUCUCGAACUACGCGAUACCUUGUCCGAUCUGCCUCAAGAUCCCAUCAUGGACUUGUUUCCGGAUUGCAUCGGAUUCCAAGAGCUCAAUGAAGAUCUCAUCACGGAUCGUCGGUCCUCCAAACGACGGCGACGGGUUCGCUUCACUCAGGAGGCGGAGAAGGAUCCACACCACAAACCAGAAGGGGAUCAUGAUGAUGAUAAUAAUGAUGAUGAUCAUGAUGAUCAUGAUGAUGAUAACCUGGAGAGUCCUCGACAGAUCACAAUGCCUCGGAAAAGACGACCUUCGCACCUGUUGAUGGCCUUGGAUCUGGACACGAGUGGCACACCGAGGACCAUCCUGAAGGACCGAAUUAAACUGAAGGACGACACGAUCAAGAAGCUCUCCAGUGAAUUCAAAGAGCUGGAGGAGUUCACUCGCAUGGAAAACGAGGUCCUUGAAGAGGAGAAGAAACGAAUCAAAGUCAAAGCGGUUGAAGACAUGAAGCGAAGUCUGAACACUCUCAAGCACGAGAAGAGCCUUUUAGAAGGCCGAUUAGAGGACAUGAAGGCCGAAAAGGCCAAGGCUGAGCUAAGGUUAAAGUUCUUGCAGGAGGAGAACGAAGGCUUCUGGUUGGCCAAAUAUCAGGGAGAGAAAACUUCACGACGACAGUCUGAGAUCGAGAGCGAAAAGGUUUUGCUGAGGGAUUUUGACUCGGCCCUCAUGGAUGUUCAAGACCUCAAGAACACCAUCAACGACCUUAAAAGCGCAAUUGACCGGAAAGAAGUGGAUUGUGAGAAGAAGAUUGAAGCCAUCAAAGCCGCAUGCGAGACCCAAAUCCGUGACUCCCAAUGCAAGCCUGAAGAAAUUCAGAUAAUGCGAGAGAAGUGCGUUGCGUACGAGGAACAAAUUCAAGCCCUCUUGGCCAUCUCCAACGAGACAUCAAAAGAGAACCUGAGAGAAGCUGAACUACUCGCACAACUUCAAAAGCAGGAGCAAUCACACUUGACGAGAAUUCAGGAUUUCGAGUCCCAAAUUGAGGAAUUGAAAUCCUCAACGAAACACUCGUCAACAGCAGCAAAUAGUUUGGACUUGGCUCAUGAUGCCAAGAUCCAAGAGGUGAUUUCAGACAUGGCGAGACAAGAAGACGAGUUCCAGAGAAAGACCAAAGAUCUUGAAUCGCAGAUGGAACAAAUCACCGCCGAGAAAGAGUCCGCUUUGAAUAUGAAGGAUCAGGAACUUGCGGACAAGAUCCUUAUUGUAGCCAAUGAGCAGGAACGCGUAAUCCAGGAGAAAGAGUCUCGGAUUCAAGAACUCCUUGCCACCCAAAACGCUCCUUCAAUGAUUGAAGAGCGAAAAAGCGACCAAGACUGUCUCCUGGAGGAAGCAGAGCGAGAAAUGUCCAAAAUGAGCCGGGAUUUCGCGUCCAGGAUCCAAGCCAUCCAAAUUGAGUCGGACGCCAGGUUUUGCGCCAGAGAAACCCAACUGUUGAGCCAAGUGCGAGAAUGUGAAGACAAGAUCCAGACUCUUUUGGAUGCUUCUACGCUUCAUGAGACGAAAGUUCAAGCAUUGGAGGCAGACAAAGAAGCCCUUCUCAAGAGCAAAGAUCAGGAACUCUUGGAAUGGCAAACCACUCGAGACGAACUCGCCAGAAGGCUUGAAGAGAAAGAAGAGGAAUCCCAAAGAAUGUCCCAAGAACUAGAAGAGCACCUCCAGAACAAGCAAGAGUUGAUUCAAACCAUUGGCAAGCUGGAAACCGAUCUCCAGACGGUGAACCAAGACAAGAAAGUCUCACAAGAACAGGUCUCCAAUGAAUAUCAAGCGCAAAUCCAGUCCAUUCAGAGGCAAGCCGAAAACCAACUCGCUCAAGAGCAAGCCAAAGUCACUGAAUUAGAGGAACAGGCUUCGUCAAUGAGUCUGAAACUAAGUGAAACCGAGGACGCCUUAGCUGCGCUUAAAGAGACUCUGGCAGAGGAGAAACUCAAAGUGGCGGAUUUGACCAAUCAGGCCCAAUCCAAUAUGGAGGAGCAAGUGUUGCGUCAAAGGUGUCAAGAGCUGCAAGAGGUCAUCAAUACUCUGGAGAGUGACAUUCUCAAAGAGAGCGCCGCCAAAGAGGACCAUCAUCGACAAGUCGAGAGUCUACAAGAAUCUCAGAGGAUUGGGAACCAAGAGAAGCAAGAUCUAGAAGUUCAGUUGGAUUUGAAGCAAGGCCAACUGGAAAGCUUAAAUGACGAAAUCCAGGACUUGAAACAGGAACUAGAGGCGACCAACUCAGUGAAAGUCCAGCUUGAGCAGCUGCAAGAGGAGAAUGCAUGUCAAUCCAAGACUUUGGAAGAGUGUCAGCGGCAAGUUGUAUCCCUUCGAGGUGAGGUCGAGGCACUGAGAGCUCAAAAGAAGAGGGAGGAAUUGCAUUGGACCGAUCAGGUGGCCAGCCUCACCCGAAAAAUCCAGGAUCUCGAACAACUCAAGUCUUCGAGUGAUGAAUCCUUGUCCCAAGGAAUACAGGCCCAAAACGAUCUCAUCCAGGAAUACCAGACCAAAUUGCAGUCCUUGUCUGAAGAAAUCGAAGAAUGGAAGACACUGGAGCAAGGAUUCCUUCGGUCCAAGGAUUCAUUUGAUUUGGCCAUUUGCAACAAGAACCAGGAGAAUCAGGCCUUGACUGCCAAGCUUCAAGAGAGCGAAUCUGAAAUCCAGUCCUUCCGAGAUGUGUGCGAGAACCUCUCUGCGCAAAUCACUGAGGAGAAGGCCAAGAGUGAGGAUUUCAGGCGACAAGUCUUGACGUGGGAAUCCAAAGCGGAGAACUUUCAGCGACUUCAACAAGAUUUGGCCUCCUUGAGGCAAGAACGCACCGAGUUUGAAGGCCUCUCAGAGUUUGCAAAAUCCGUCCAGAAAGACCUAGAGAACGUUCAAGUCACGUGCCAAAGUUUAAAGGAAGAACUCGAAGCAGAGCGACGGAAGAAUGGCCUUGUUGUGGUCGAGAACCAAUCAUUUCGCAAGGAGCUUGACGCUCUCCGGUCCAACCAUAACCAGGUGCAGUUGUCUUUUGAAGCCAUAAAGGAUCUUGAAUCGCGCAACCAAGAUCUCGUAGAUGAACUAGAAAAUGCCCAAUCCUUUGAGAAACUUGCUAACAAUCUGCAGCAAGCUGUCCGUGACAAGCAAGAGGCCUUGGAGAAAAUCUCGCUCGAGAACGCCUCUCUCAAGGCCACACUUCAAGACUUGUCCAAUCCAACCAAGGUUCCCGAACUGGAGGCCAAACUCCAUGAGGCCUUGAUCGAGAAUGCCACCCUCAAGGUGAAGGUCGAGCGUGAGGACUUGGAGUUCAAGAAGAAGUGCAAGGUCCUCUCCGAGAAUCUGGCCUUUGAAAAGGACGAGGUUCACAGCCUUCGAGACAAGCUCCGUCGGGUUCAACGGGAAAAGAUGGACGCCUCCAUCAUGCCCAUGAGUCGUAGCCAUUCCAUUGACGCGAAACCGACCACUCAUGACGCUCACACCAUGACCAAUGCUGAGGAGCAGCAACCCCUUGCCAAGAUCAAUCCCGGAUCGCCAGAGCUCAACGAAAAAGAGGCCUUUGAAAAGGUUAUGGCUAAAUAUGAGAAGGGAUAUUGGAGCCAGGGGAGUGGGAUCGUCAAGGACUACGCCUUGGAUGUGGCCAAGGCCAGAAUCGGUGAGCUCGAGCGCAAGUGCGCCAAUUUCAAGGACGAGUCCAACCAUUACGAGUCCAAGGCCCGCGAAUGGAAGAAAGAGGCCCUUCAGCUGAGGCACAACCAAAAGAAGCUCCAGGAAAAGCUAGCUCGUCCACCCGUGGCGCCCUCUGCCUCAGCCGCACCCGUGAGCAACAAAUCCAAGUUGGCACAAUUGGAAGUGCUUCAAGAGUCUCAAACCCUGAACAAGAUUGAAGCUCCUCUUUUGGGCAUUGAUCCUGCGGGUGCGGGUGUGGGUGCGGGUUCAGCCACGAUGACGAAAGCUCCAGCCACUCCCGACGAGGAUGCGGAGUUGAUUGCCAAUUUCAAGUUGGAUUUUAAUAAAUGUGAUCCGGACCCGUUUAGGAAGAUGCCCAAGACGCCCAAGAAAACGCCCAAGAAAACGCCCAAGAAAACGCCCAUGAAGAAGAAGUUGAGCACACCCAUGAAGGAGAACUGCAAACAACAAUAGUGCCUUCCAUUUAUUGCGGGCAUCCGUGUAAGAACACGAAAUCGAACAACUUUAUGCUGAAUGAUAGUAUGAUAUUGGUGUCAUUAAUUUAAACGCCACUCUGUUUCAAGAGACUCUUGAAAUCUGGCCUCCUGUGUCGUCGUGUUUGAAUAAAUGGCUUCAAGAUGAAAGGAAGUCACAUCAAUCUGGCCAA